Molecule: messenger RNA, 5315 nt
Organism: Myripristis murdjan (pinecone soldierfish)
Lineage: Eukaryota; Metazoa; Chordata; Actinopteri; Holocentriformes; Holocentridae
Product: calmodulin-regulated spectrin-associated protein 3-like
Exons: 19
Coding region: 1-4917 (1638 amino acids)
Biological process (GO): negative regulation of microtubule depolymerization; cytoplasmic microtubule organization; neuron projection development
Cellular component (GO): microtubule minus-end
Molecular function (GO): spectrin binding; calmodulin binding; microtubule minus-end binding
Source: RefSeq, a predicted model, not a curated record
AUGGGAAACACCUCGCAGCCUGUCCAUCACUGCUGCAUCAGAGAGUCAUCGCCCCCCCUUGUCCUCCUCCUCCUCCUUCUCCUCCUCCCUCCUUCCUUCAUCAUCACAUUUCCCCGGUGCGGCGGUGCCUCCGUGUCCUUCGUGCUGAACGGCUCGGCCAUAGUGGAUGCGAGCACAAUGAACAAGACGCUGACGGUACCGGAGAUUAAACCGCUGGACCAGUACGAUUUCAGCCGAGCCAAGAUCUGUGCCAGCGUCCGGUGGCUCCUUGCAAAAUCCUACGGCUCUGCAGAGAAUGUCCCAGUGGAGCUGCGUGAGCCACUUUACAAGGACCAGUAUGAACAAGAGCACCUCAAGCCGUCUGUAUCCAAGCUGCUUCUCUCCCCGGAGCUCUACUGCCGAGCCCAGGCCCUGCUAGCCCAGGCACACGGGGUCUCCCUGCCAGCAUCGCAGGAGUCCCCCGCCAACAACUCAGCCCUGCUGCAGCUCCUCAUUAAGAAGGGCUUCAGCCCCAAAGACCAGGAUGUCGAUGUCACUGUGGAGGACCUCAGCCACAACCCCAUCAAGACGAAGGCCCACCUAGCCCUGAUUGACGCUCUGAUGUCAAUGGCUGCCAAAGAGACAGCUGGGAGGGUGAAGAUGGCAGUGGAGGCAGAGCAGAUGGGCACCGGCGCUCCGUGGGAGAACACCCUGCUCUUCUGGGUCAACAGGCUGAACCAGAAGCUGAGAGAAAGCACGGAGGAAGAAGAGCCUCCCAAAUCUCAGACAUGCACAGACCUGCAGCCUGCUCAGGAAACGUGUCCCUCCACGCGCUGGUACUGGAAACUAGUCCCAAUCCGCUAUAGGAAGGAUAAGGUGCAGUCUAAGCUGACUCCUACUUUUCCUCUCGUCUCUGGGGUCAAAGAUCUGUCUAAUGGCUGCGCUAUAGCUGCUGUAUUGCACUACUACUGCCCCAGCUUGCUGCCUCUGGAGGAUGUGUGUCUGAAGGACACCAUGUCAGUGUCUGACAGCCUGUACAACCUGCAGCUGAUCAAGGAGUUUUGUGAGAACAGUCUGCAGAGCUGCUGCCCCCUGGCUGUGGAGGACCUGCUCUACGCUCCUCCAGCUCUGCAUGUGAAUAUCAUGUGUUUUAUUGCUGAGCUGCUGGAUUGGUUCGAGGUUCAGAAGCCUGACUUCGUCCAGCCCAUACAACCACUCGACCUCACAGAUGCCUCAGGGUUGUUGGACUGCACGAGUCCUGUCAGUGGAAAUAGCAACAGUGGCUCUCCCUCCUUCAUCUUCAAACAACCCUUUGUGCCCAUCUCCUCCCCGGUGUCACCCGAAAGCAAAACCUGGGCCAAGAAACAAAUCAGUCGUCCUCUGUCAGCAGUGACUUUCAGCAUACCCUUUGGGCUGGACAGUGAUGUUGACAUUGUCAUGGGCAACCCUAUAGAUUCUGUCUUGCGCUCUGUCAGCACUGACAGCCUAGCCACCGGCAUUCCUGCGAUGACAUCACCAAUGACGUCAUCAGGGAUGGUGCGUGUGCCCUACAGCCCCCCGGAAGACCUCAGCCACCUGGUCAGUGCUUCCGCCCCAUCGCAGCGCUCCUCCUGGGGACCUCACACACAUUCCCACACAACUCCGCUGGGUGAGCUGCCGACCAUCGAGGAGGCUCUGCAGGUGGUCCACACUCCGGGAAGCAAAGAUGGAAAGAAAGGAAAGCCAGCCGAGAGAGGCAGGAAAGGAGAGGCAGGAGGACGACCAGAGCCGAGGUUACGGCCAGAGGGAGCGCCCGCUGGCUUCUUCCUGCACUCCCCUGGCGAUGACGCAGACCAGCUCAGCAGCUCUGCUCCCUCCCGCUCCGGGAUCUUCUACCGGCCUGUCGGAGGAGAAGUGGACAAGGCCGAAAGGCAAGGGAGGGGUGAAAGGAGGGAGAGAUCGAGGCGGAGCUCUGAUAUGUCACGGGAUGACGACUCCGUGCUACGCGAUGGCAGCGUUGACUCCUCUGAAGCCUCAGAUGAUAUCUCCAGAAACACGCCUGGUAAUCUUCGACCCGGUAAUCACAGCACCAGUAACAGUCCGCGCAUGACGAGUUUUGCUGAGCGACGAGACAGCAGAAGAAGACAACCUCCUGCUCCAGGGGAGGAGUCAGCCUCUGCCCCGACUCCGACCACGCCAGGAACUCCGCAUACACCCUCCACUCCAGCAGGGGGACCCGGCCGCCAGGACAGCCCAGGUCCUAGAGGCCCUGAGCCGGGCUCAGAGGCCUGGGAGCUGGGGGCCCGUCUGGAGGAAAAACGGAGAAGCAUUGAAGCCCAGAAAAGACGUAUUGAAGCCAUCUUUGCCAAGCACAGACAGAGGCUGGGGAAAACUGCGUUCCUUCAGCUGAAGAGAGAGCAAGGUGAGGGAGGAGGGGAAGGAACAGAGGAGGAUAGUCUCACCUUGGAUGAGCGCCUCACUCGAAUGGAGGAGCAGCUGAAACAGGAGGAGGAGAAGGAGGAGACAGAAAAGAAGGAUAAGGACAGAAAGGGAGAGAAGGAGAAAGAGAAGCCAACUGAGGGAAAUGCCCAGAACCCACCUCGACUGGAGAAGCAGGUCACGUUCUCUGUUGACAGCAAGAAAGGUACAGAGAAAGAGAAAGAGAAAGAGAAAGGAGGAGAGGCUGUCCUCGUGGAAUAUAAUGAGGUGGUGCAGAAACUGAGUGAAGCUUUGCAGUCACUACAGAAGGAUAUGCAGAAGCUGACAGAGCAGCAGCAGCAGCUCAUGGGCAAACAGAGAGCUACACCCAAAAAUACACCCAAAGCCAUGGCAAAACCAACAUUUAAAAGCAACCCCAGAACACCACCCAAAACCCCUCCGCACACCCCCACCAAAACACCACCACGAACACCGACUAAAGCUCCAGCCAGGAGCAGCAGUAAAGCUUGGGUCAUUCCUGCUGGUCCCAGUCCCACCUCUGCUACCUCCCCCUCACGGCGUUCAGUCAUGCACUCCUCCUCCCCUUCCCCCAAAAACGCCAUCUCUUCCUCCUGCCCUGCCCCUCGCACUAAGAUCCACUCCACUUCCACUCCCCGAAGCCCCAAACACCACCCGCGUCCCACUCACCAGCUUCAUCCCAGGCCCUCCGAGCUCAAGUUCCCCCCUCUCACUCGUGUCUUAACACCCCCCCAAAACGUGGACACCCUCCCCCACCUGCGCCGUGUGUCCCCCAGCAAGUGCCAGGUCCAGACCUCGUCUUCCUUCCGCAUCGGAGGGCCCCGAACGCCCCAGGAGUCUCCUCAGCCUGCCCAGCAGCCGCAGCCUGAAGAGAGCGCCUCAGAAACCGGCUCUAGCGAGACACCCACCCAGUUCAGCCUGGAGCUCGAGCAGGAGGAUGGGGAGGCAGCGGGAAGCCUGGCAGCCAUGGGCCAGCUCAGAAGAGACCGUCCCGGGGCUGCUGGUGGCAGCAGCUCAGGUGCUCCUUCAGAGUGCUCCUUUGAGAGCGAGACUCUAUCACUCUCGGCCGCAUACAGUGCAGGAGGUGAAACAGGGAGAGGAGGAGCUGCAGGGAAGCGCUGCAGCCUGAUUGAAGUGUCACUGUCAUCCAUGGGAGGGCCAGAGGGGGGCAGUGAUGAGCCAACAGAUGAGGGGCAGGAGUUUUCCUCAGAUUCCAUGAGUGACCACACAGAAUCUGCCGUGGACCCCGCCAGAGAAGUUGCUGAAGAGCCCGUGGACACCACAGAGCCACUGGACAUGGCAACAGAAGCCAGGGAGUUGUCAGACCAACAAAUAAAACAAACAAGACAGGCAGAGGCGGUGGAGGCAAGUGGGGAGCAGACUGAGCUGGGGCCAAGAGGAGGAAUAGGAUUCUUCUUUAAGGAGGAGGCACAUAGUGAAGAGGAGAUGGCACAGCGUAGAGCAUUCCUGUUGGAGAGACAGCAGAGGAGAACCGAGGAGAUGAGAAGGAGGAAACAGUGGCAUGAGCAAGAACGGGACAACAGACCAGCAGUCUCAGAGGACAGAAGGGCCUCUCCAUCUCAUACACCCCCCGCCGGCACCACCUCCCCCUCCCCUACGCCUCCUGCUACGCCAGCACGCCGCGGAGAUUUCACACGCGGGGAGUAUGAACGCCGGCAGCAGCUCAGGAUUAUGGCCGACCUCGACAAAGUGCUGCGGCAGAAACCGGCCAAUCACAGUCGAGCUUCCGCAAAAAAAACCCGCUCCCGGCCUCGGAGCAUGACCAGGGAGGAGUCAAAGCAGUCUCAGAGCCCAGCCAAGGGAACCACAGGGCCAAAGUUGACAAAAGUUUACUCUCACUCCUCCCUCAACCUGGCAGCCAUGGCUGAUGAGCCAGGAAACAGCACCGGUGGCCCCACCAAGAAGCCCCCCAGCCGCUCUGGUUCCCCUUUACGAUGUAUGUCUCCAAGCAGACUGACGAAUCAGAAUGGAGAUAAAGACUGGGAAACCGGUUCCAAUGGCACUUCGCCUGUCCCAGAAUACACCGGUCCAAAGCUCUUCAAGGAGCCAAGCUUCAAGUCCAACAAAUUCAUCAUUCACAACGCCCUCUCUCGCUGCUGUCUGGCUGGCAAGGUCAACGAGACACAGAAAAAGAAGAUAGUUGAGGAGAUGGAGAAGAGUCCCGCCAACCACUUCCUCAUCCUUUUCCGUGAUGCCAGCUGCCAGUUCCGGGGUGUCUACACCAUGAACCCUGACACCCAGGAGCUCAUACGAUUGGUUGGCGUGGGCCCACGGACAAUAAGCUCAACCCAGGUGGAGUCCAUCUACAAAUACAGUUCAGACAGAAAGCAGUUCAGCGCCAUCCCCUCUAAAACCAUGGGCAUGACUGUGGAUGCCUUCACCAUCCCUAGCAACCUCUGGCAAGGAGGAGGGGGAGGAGGAGGAGGAGGAGGAGGCAGCAGGAGGGCAAGCAUCACUAAAAAGGCUGCAGUGUCCAAGUGAGGAAAACACAGAGUACCAUCACAUGACAUGUCACAGCAAGACGGUGCAAAGACACUAUAAUCACAAAGUAAUUAUAGUGUAAAAUUGAUUCAAACAUGAAAAUUGCGCAGUUAGUCACAUGCACACAGAUGAACAUAUGCAUGUGUGCAUAUGUGUGCACAACUUACCUCCGCUGCCGUUGGUUUUACUAGAAAUACUUAAUAUUCAGAGUUAUUUGUACUCCCCUUUAUGUGCAUGAAAAUGAUCCACCACAACCUUCGCCCACCUCCAAGAAAGAAAAAAAAAAGCCCUGAGACACAUUCACAUCCAGAGGACAUUGUGGAACAUUUUGUAAAAAGGUCAUUUAAUUGCACAAUGAAUGGUUACUCAUACUUGUAAUAAAGUCUCAUUCCUCAUCA